AUGGCAGCACCCCCAUUGAUUUACACUCGUUCUACUUACUCCCCGCCAAUUACUUCACCAUCAUCCGCCCCGUACUGUUCUUCACCCUCUACCUAUAAUUCUAUUUUCACUCCCCUUUCUGGUGCAAAUAGAGGACAAAGACACGAGAACCCAAGAGCCCAAGCUAUGAGUACUACCACUCACGGAAUGUCUCCUGCUAGAACCACUGGGAAUCCAAAGAAUGAUCCUGAUCACCUCCUAGUUCUUGUCCAUGGUAUCGGGUCUAGCCCAGGUGACUGGACUUAUGCAGAGGAAGAGUUAAAGAUGCACCUUGGAAAAAGCUUUCUAAUUUAUGCAAGUUCAUCAAAUGCUUACUCCAAGACAUAUACUGGGAUUGAUGAAGCUGGAAAGAGAUUAGCUGAUGAAAUCAUGCAAGUUGUGAAGCAGACAAAGAGCCUAAAGCGGAUAUCCUUUCUGGGCCAUUCUCUUGGAGGCCUCUUUGCUAGAUAUGCAAUUGCUGUUCUUUAUUCACCUUCGCCUAAUACUUAUAAUAGUAGCCAACCUGGUGAUCCUGCAAACUCUGUGAUGGAAAAUUCCCAGAGAACUGACUUCUCAAGAGGGAUGAUUGCUGGACUGGAACCGAUAAAUUUUAUUACUUUAGCAAGUCCACAUCUUGGUGUAAGGGGGAAAAAACAACUUCCAUUUCUAUUCGGUAUUCCGAUACUUGAAAAGCUUGUCGCACCUAUUGCUCCAUUUUUUAUUGGUCAGACUGGUACUCAGCUGUUCCUUACAGAUGAUAAGCCCAACAAACCACCCCUUCUUUUGAGAAUGGCUUCUGACUGUGAAGAUGGAAAAUUCAUAUCUGCACUUGGAGCAUUUAGAUGUCGUGUUGUUUAUGCUAAUGUAUCAUACGACCAUAUGGUUGGGUGGCGCACGUCCUCUAUAAGGAGGGAAAUCGAACUUGGUAAGCCUCCACGCCAAUCUUUGGAUGGAUACAAGCAUGUUGUUGAUGUGAAAUACUGCCCCGCAGUUCCUUCCCAUGAACCUCAAUUUCCUCCAGAGGCAGUGAAAGCGAAGGAGACUGCACAGCAUACACAGAAUAUUAUAGAAUUUCAUGAAAUUAUGGAAGAGGAGAUGAUACGAGGAUUACAACGAGUAGGAUGGAAAAAAGUUGAUGUCAACUUUCACUCAGCAGUUUGGCCUCUCUUUGCUCAUAGCAGCAUCCAUGUGAAAAAGAAAUGGCUUCACAAUGCUGGUGUAGGAGUAGUUGCUCAUGUUGUUGACAGCUUAAGACAGCAAGAAACAUCAUCAACUUUACCGACAUCAUAA
Vicia faba (fava bean) is the source of this 1308-nucleotide messenger RNA. Lineage: Eukaryota; Viridiplantae; Streptophyta; Magnoliopsida; Fabales; Fabaceae. The record is from the annotation of a GenBank genome assembly.